AUGUACAAAAAGGGUAUGGAAGUGUUUAGUAUAAUUCUGUGCUUGCUACUGUACAGACGUAACCAAUUGCAAGAAAGAACAAUGUUGCUAGGUGUGUUUAUUUAUGACUACCAACAAUUUCAGAUGAAAUCACUGAUCUUGUUGGUGCUCGCGGUUCUUGGAGCUAAUGCUGCCUCGGUGAAGACGUCCGCUGCGAGGUCUAGCUUCAACGCUGGAUUCAUCGCUGUCGGAGACAGUCUUUUGCAGAGAUCUAUCGUAUACCGGGGCGGUAGGGCCAAUGAGGUCCAAACCGAAACUGUCUCCUUUAACGGCAACAGUACCACAAGGAUCACCGCAGUGCAGGCGCACGAACAAGGAGAAUUCUCCCAGAGGCCGACCGCUUGGAUGAUCUCCGGAGGCAUUGGCCUGAACAAUGUCACUGUUAAAUUCAAAUCCGCUGUUGGAAGAGGAUACUACUACCACCUUAUGGUUUGGGGACGUCCAUAAAUACACGAUUUUUAUAAACGACGUUGGUAAAAUUAAUAUGACGAUUUACUUAAAUGACGCGAGGCAACGGAUUGGCAAUCUCUGUCAAUUUGUUUAGAAAUAAAUUGCUUUGAAUAA
Manduca sexta (tobacco hornworm) is the source of this 603-nucleotide messenger RNA. RefSeq lists its product as uncharacterized. NCBI's taxonomy places the organism in Eukaryota, Metazoa, Arthropoda, Insecta, Lepidoptera, Sphingidae. The coding region runs from base 1 to 486 and encodes 161 amino acids. The record is from RefSeq and is a predicted model, not a curated record. The transcript is spliced from 4 exons.